AUGCUUGGUCUCAUCCCGCUUCUCUUUACGGCGCUCGCCAGUGCAUACCCUAAUCGGGGUCCUUGCACUGGCAACUGCUGGGCACAUGAUCCUGCUAUGAUCCAGCGUGUGUCUGAUGGUAAAUAUUUCCGCUUCUCGACGGGCACUGGUAUUCCCACACAUAGCUCGCCAUCGGUGAAGGGUCCAUGGGAGGACAUUGGCUCAGCGCUGCCAGAUGGAACUAAGAUCCACCUCGAUAACGUGGACAGCACAAACAUUUGGGCUCCCGAUGUUCACUACCAGAACGACCAGUACUACAUGUACUACACUCUAUCACAGAUCGGCACCCGGAACUCACAGAUCGGUGUUGCAACCUCCAAGAACAUGGAGCCCGGUAGCUGGACAGACCACGGCGCUAUCGGUCUUCCUGCUAAUGACAACUAUAACCGCAUCGACCCCGCCUGGAUCAGCAUUGGUAACAAGAACUACAUGAACUUCGGCUCUUUCUGGGGCGACAUCUUCCAGGUUGAGAUGGAAUCUCCCUUGAAGGUCGGCGGUGCAACUCCCUACCAAAUCUCAUGGAACUCUACUCUCAACCACCGCGAGGAGGGUUCUUACGAGUUCAAGCACGGCGAUUACUACUACCUCCUCUACUCUGCCGGUAUCGCGGGCAAGUACACGAAGACAUUCCCUGCCGAGGGUGCCGAGUACCACAUUCGCGUUUGCCGAUCCAAGACCGGUCUGAAUGGCUUUGUUGAUGCCGACGGAAAGUCCUGCAAGGAGACCGGUGGUACUAUGCUUCUCUCCAGCCACGGCCAGGUCUUCGGACCCGGUGGCCCUGGUGUUGUUCACGAUAAGGAUCUUGGUGUGGUGAUGUACUACCACUAUUACCCGCUCGAUAUCAAGAAGAGCAUCACCGAGCCCAACAACGCCAACUAUCGGUACGGAUGGAACCAGCUGGGCUGGAAGGACGGCUGGCCCUUCGUCAAGGCCACUUAA
Messenger RNA from Penicillium paradoxum, 978 nucleotides. Its product is annotated as Glycoside hydrolase family 43. Gene Ontology annotation, molecular function: arabinan endo-1,5-alpha-L-arabinosidase activity. The coding region runs from base 1 to 978 and encodes 325 amino acids. Gene Ontology annotation, biological process: carbohydrate metabolic process. The transcript is spliced from 3 exons. The record is from RefSeq and is a predicted model, not a curated record. Lineage: Eukaryota; Fungi; Ascomycota; Eurotiomycetes; Eurotiales; Aspergillaceae.